GGUGUGUUUAAGUGGGGGCAAGAGUUCACCUCUGCUUUAGUCAGUACAGUGGACUCCGGUGAAGGAGUAAAGAUCAGACGAGACCGGGAGACAGGCGGGAGGUUUCCAAUGUCAUCAGUGACAUAUUUUACCUACAAGGGGAUCCUUUUUCCCACAGUAGAGUACGCAGCAGAAGAUCUCGCUUAUCUGGAAAAUGAAUUUCAGGUGUUGGACGAUGAUACCAUUACUCUCUCUUACCCCAAGUCAGGUACCCACUGGAUGUUGGAGAUAUUGGGCUUAAUCCAGCACAAUGGGGACCCCACAUGGGUACGUAGUUCACCGGUGGUAGAACGGUCACCGUGGAUUGAGAUUGUUCCUGGCCUGAAAACUGCCUUGAAAUAUCCUCCACCCAGGCUCCUGGCUUGUCACCUGCCAGUUCAGCUUUUCCCCAAGUCCUUUCUUCAAUCUAAAGCCAAGGUUAUCUACGUCAUUCGCAACCCCAAAGAUGUACUCAUCUCACUAUUCUACUUCACCAGGAUAAUUAAAAUAUGGAAGGAGUCCGGGACCCUUGAGGAAUACCUGCAGACAUUCUUCAGUGGAAAUUUGCCUUAUGGUUCCUGGUUUGACCAUGUGAAGGGCUGGAUGGCGUUAAAAGACAGGCCCAACUUCUUCUUCAUCACCUAUGAAGAAAUGCAUCAGGACCUCAGAGGCUGCGUGGAGAAGGUCUGCCACUUCCUUGGCAAAGAACUCAAUAAGCAGCAAAUCGACUCUGUGGUGGAGAACGCCUCCUUCCAGAAGAUGAGAGAGAACAAGAUGUGCAAUGGCUCUCUGUUACCACACCACAUUCUAGAUAAAAAGAAAGGCCAGCUGUUGAGGAAAGGAAUCUGUGAAGACUGGAAGAAUCACCUGACGCCGAAGCAGGAAGAACUCUUUGACCGUGUCUAUCAGGAGAAGAUGCGGGAUAUGAGUGUUGCCUUCCCAUGGGACUGAAAAAUGCCCGAAUGAUCCUCACCAUAUUUAGCUUCGUCGUGCUUGCAUGUCUCACUUGGCUGCAAAUCCCUCCUGCAAAGAAACCAUAUCCUGUUAAUAUGAAAUUCUUGAUCUUGCAGAUGGGAUCAGACGAUUGAGUAGCAAUUACCUAGUCUACGCAACAGAGUGUGGUCAGAAUUCUGGAGUUUGGAUCACGCUGGACUCAAACCCAUAGCAUGGAAUCCCUCUUGCUCUGAGAAGCAACUUCCAGAGGCUUUCACUUUGGCUUUCUUUGGUUCUUGUAUACCUGUUUUUUAUGAGAGCUGGCAGAAGUCUGCAGCAUCCCCCCCCUCCGACACAAACCAGAAAGGGGGGCCAUGACAGAGCACUAAAUUGAGUAAAGGUAUUUGACUUUAACAUAUAAAUUAUAACAAAGAGACAGUGAGGGUCCGAAGCCAAGAUAAAGGGUUAAAAACCCUCUCUGGCCAAGUGGAGUGAGACAUUCCAUUAGGCCUUAGAAUUAAUGCUGACAGUGCACAUUUUUAAGCUAUAGCAGACAUAUAGUCAGCAGCGGAUCUAGGGUUGCCCGCGCCCGGGGCAACCCUCGGCCGGCCACCUUGCGCGCGUGCUCCCUGCGCUGCGUGAUGACGUCACUUCGGUGACAUCAUCACGCAGGGUGGAACAGAGGCAGCGUGCGGGGCUGGGAAGCCACCCGCGCCAUUCGCCUCCCCGCAGAUGAAUGGCGCGGGAGGCCUCACAGCCCCCCGCGCUGCUUUCACCUGCCCCGCAGGACAGGGGGUGGCCGGCUUGCCACACCCCUGCCCUGCAGGGCAGGCAAAAGGCAGCACAGCCACCCGCGCCAUUCGCCUGCCGCGCAGGACAGGGGGCGGCUGGCCGCCCCCUGUCCUGCGGGGCAGGCGAAUGGUGGGGGCAGCCCCGCAGCCCCCCGCACUGCCUUUUGCCUGCCCUGCAGGACAGGGGGCAGCGCGGGGGGCUGCGAGGCUGCCCGUGCCCUCUGGCAGCUGCUCCCGGCGCCCCCUCCCUGGUGAUGCUGGGGGCAGACUACCCCCUGCCCCCCCUCGAUCCAGCCCUGCAUAUAGUUCAAGUCAAGUGUGAAGAAAAUGUUCCAAAACAAUGCUAUAGUAGGCACAAGGUUAAGGCCCACCUGAGAGCAAAAAUAGAGUUAGGAACCAUGUGACCAUAUACAUCAAAGGGCCAUGUGACCAUACACAUUAGGGUUGCCAGGCCCCCUCAGUCUUCCAGCGGGGGAUUGGGGGCCUGGCUCUUACUUGUGUGCCUAGGGGUCUGCAUGCGCGCGGAGCGCUCCUGGAAAUUGCCAUGAUGUCCCUUCCAGGAAGUGAUGUCAUCAUGCUGUGCACGCCUCCCCAGCGCGCCCCACGCUCCGCAGGGGCUUGCGUUGGGGGCUGCUGUGGAGCUCAGGAACGCUCCUACACCCCACAGUGGCCCAAAACGCACUUGCGGAUCGGGUCCAUUUUGAGGUGCUGCAGAGUGCAGGAGUGCUCCUGCGCUCUGCAGCACCUCAAAAUGGGGCCGUUUUGGCCCGGACUGGGCCCAUUUUGGGGUGCUGCAGCACGCAGGAGCGCUCCUGCAUGCUGCAGCACCCCAAAAUGGGGCUAAUCCACGGGAGCGCGCAGCUCUGCAUGGGAGCGUACACAGAGGGUGUGCCACCCCACUGGCCAGACGGGGUGUGGGGGGCAAGGGUGGGGGCAGGGGAUCCCCCGCCCCUACCAGGGGUCUGGCACCCUAAUACACAUCAGAGGGCUGGCAAAACUCUCUAUAAAAGGAGUACCCACGGGGUAGUCUUUGCCACUCCUUGGGAAGACACAAGGGCUUUGUGUUUGCCAUCUGGUGGCCAUUGUGCUUCCUCUGGGAACCCCUAAGGACCCACUUUGGUCCAGGGGCUUCCCAACAGGUAAGUCAAGACGUCCUGUGGGAUUGAGAUUUUUGCUAUAGCAUUUAAGGUUGCUUGCUUUUAGGUGUAAGGAUUUAUAUUACAUAGGUUAAGAAUUUGUAUUAAUUAGAAUUGCAUAAGGAUUUUGCCAUAGAACUAUUAAGGCUUUAUAGGAUUAAGGUUAAGUAUUCUCUUUAGGUCUUUAUAAGGGUUAUAAGUUACAACACUAUUAAUUGCAUGCUUCUAUAUCUGUGGUUUUUACCAGUCUUGCUAAUCAUCUGCAGUAUCCAAGGGCAGACAGGCCUAGUGGCGCUGUUUCCUGUCAUUUAUUGUAACAUUCUUCUCAUUUCAAAAAUAAACCUUGGUACUGGUUAA
This is a messenger RNA of Eublepharis macularius, 3235 nucleotides long. RefSeq names its product sulfotransferase 2B1-like. The transcript is spliced from 8 exons. The record is from RefSeq and is a predicted model, not a curated record. The coding region runs from base 109 to 969 and encodes 286 amino acids. Gene Ontology annotation, molecular function: sulfotransferase activity. Lineage: Eukaryota; Metazoa; Chordata; Lepidosauria; Squamata; Eublepharidae. Gene Ontology annotation, cellular component: cytoplasm. Gene Ontology annotation, biological process: sulfation.